This is a messenger RNA of Panonychus citri (citrus red mite), 2782 nucleotides long. Its product is annotated as protein PFC0760c-like. The record is from RefSeq and is a predicted model, not a curated record. Gene Ontology annotation, molecular function: ubiquitin protein ligase activity. Gene Ontology annotation, biological process: proteasome-mediated ubiquitin-dependent protein catabolic process. Bases 248 to 2353 code for a protein of 701 amino acids. The transcript has 2 exons. NCBI's taxonomy places the organism in Eukaryota, Metazoa, Arthropoda, Arachnida, Trombidiformes, Tetranychidae.
UUUUAAUUAACUCACCUUUAUAUUACAUUCUGAUUAAUUGCAACAUUAAUCGUUAGUUAUUCUCACUAGUUCAACUCAUUUGUUUAAGUGGUCUCACUACUUUUUCUUAAACUACUAAUUUAUUCAUCAAUUUCAUCGAUUGUUUUCCUUUGUUUCCUAUUCAAGUGGUUUUAUCAUUUUUCGGUUUUUGUUCAUUUUCUUUUAGCUUUUUACCUGUUGAGUGAAACUACUCUUGGAAAUUGUAACAAUGCCUAAAUCCAGUGUCAAAAGUAACAAUAAUCACCAUCACCAUCACCGACAUCUCACCAAUAAUCACCACCAACAACCAAAUCACACAAGUAACCAUAAUUCAAGCCUGAUCAAUAGUCCGGAUAGUUCACAACAAUGUAACAAUGGUAAUAAUAAUAAUAAUAAUACUCCACACCUUCAGAAUAAGGAUGCUUCUAAACGGUUAAAAAGGAAGUUGCGACUUCAAGAGAUGAGGUGUAAUUUAAUGUCCACCAAAAUGACAGAGUUGAAGACUGCAUUGUCCACCAAGAAGAGACAAUUACGAGUUAGUGAAAAGAAAGCAAAAGACGAGGAGAAAAAGCGUCGAGAUGAGGAGAAAAAAAUGAAAGACAUGGAGAAGGAAUUUCAUCGUUUAAGAAAAGAAAAUGAUCAGAUAAAAGAAAAUCUUACUCGAAACCAAAAUGUCAAUGCAAAAUCUUCAGUAACUGCUACCACAACACCAAUAGUGUCUCAACCUCAUCAACAACAACCUCAAGCUUCAACAUCACAUUCAAGCUCAAAUAAUAAUAAUAAUUCAUGUUCACAGUCUUCAUUUACUACAAAUCUUCUUGCAGGUACAUCAUCUGUUCCAAAUAGUAGUAAUAAGAAUAAGAACAAUAAACAGAAUAAAAGAAUGGCAGCUUUAGCUGACAAUUCCCCUCAGGUACAAGGACAAACCUCAAAAUCAUUGGCCAAUAAUGUACCAAUUCCAAUGACAAUUGGAACCAAUAACGUCGGAAAUUCAAAGAAAACCGGAACAGCAACACCUUCCAAGCCUUCAACAUCUAAAGAUUUACGUAUCAAUGAGGGUGCCUCAUGUUCUGGUAUCAAUAAUACAGCGAUAAUCUGUUCGGAUGCCUCAAAGGACAACGUGACCACCAAAAAUGAUGUUGGUUUCUUUGGUACAUCCAAAUUGGAAGACCUUUUUGAAAAUGAAUUAAUGUGUGCCAUUUGUCAUGAACUGUACAUCAAACCGGUCGCUUUAUCAUGUUCUCAUAUUUUUUGCUCCUUUUGCAUUGAACAAUGGCGUAAAAAGGCUCAUAGGUGUCCCAUUUGUCGGAAUAUGAUCUUGGACAAAUCACCUCAGAAUGUGUUAGAAAAUGUGAUUGAUAAGGUUGUUUCCACCAUGGAUGAAGACUCAAAAAAGAGGAGAUCCGAUGUGAUUAAAGAUCGGCCCAUUUCCAUUGAACCUAAUAGAUUUUCUAGAAAUGAUGGAAGUCGACGUGACCGUAUAAUUAUGAAUUUAGGAAAUGAUUGGAGAAAUUUAGCCGAGUAUGUUGAUCGGUCAGAUUCUUAUAGUGACUCGGACUCGUACAUACCAUCAUAUUCCUCAGCGCUUCCUGCCAAUGGUACUUUUCAAUCAGACUCUGAUCUUGAUUUUGACUCUGACAUGGAUCAAGAACACAUUUUCAGUCCCAUCUUUCGUCAUGAUCCCUAUGGUUAUGAUAUUGAGGAAUACGAUGAUCAAGAUACUAGUGGUUCAGAUGAUGACAAUGAAGAAUACGAGGAUAAUGAUGAUACUGAGGAUGCUGAAUAUACAACUGAUGAAAGUGAUAUUUAUGGCCUUGGUGGUGAUGGUAUUGGAGAAAAUUAUAAUUUUGAUCAUGAUUCAAGUGUUUCUUCAUGGGAGGUUGAUCAUAGUUGGCAAUCAUCUGGACAAAACUCACCCAUCAUUAUAGACAGUGAUGGGAACAGCUUUACCGAAUCCAUUGAUUACAGCAGAAAUUUUGAUAAUGAUAAUUCAAUUUACACCGUAGACCUUAGUGGCCAGGAAGAAGAAGAUGAAGAUGAUGAAGAAGAUGAGGAAGAAGAAGAAGAAGAUGAUGAUGAAGAACAAGAAUUUGAUCACGGAAUUGAAAGUGAAGAGGAAGAAGAAGAAGAGGAAGAAGAAGAGGAGGACGAAGAAGAAGAAGAAGAUGAAGAUGAUGAUGAUGAUGAUGACGAUGAAGAAGAGGAAGAUGAUGAUGAUGAUGAAAGUGGUGAUGGUAGUUUAUUAGUUCCAGCCACCGAUUCAGAUCCUGAUGAUUCUGUAAACGGAUCACCCUGGGAAUCAAUGGAUAUGACAGAAAGUGACUCAGACCUUUGAAAACACUAUUGUUAUAACCACAACACUCUAAUUUCUAUUAUUAUUAUACUAUUAUGAUCUUUAUUAUUUAGCAUAACCUAUGUAUCUAAAUUGCAAAAUUUUGUUAUUUAUCCCCUUUCUCCUUCUUUCUCUAUCACACUUUCAAAAAGUCAAACACUUUCAUUCAAACUCUUCAUAACAAAAUAAUUUCUAUCACAAAUCAUUUUUACUUUUUCUCACCAAGAAAACAAAUAUGGAAACAAAAACUAAAAUCUAUUCCGAGAAAAGUAACUCUGAUUAUCCAAACAAUUUGUCGAAUUGCAGAAUGAAAUGUUUAAUUCUUUACCUAUUUGUCUUUCCUGAUGAUUGAUAAAAUUGAUAUAAAAAAAGUAAAUUGUCUUUGCAAAGAAAAACAUUCAAAUAAUAAAACAAGAAAAUGAUUUCAAUGUA